This is a messenger RNA of Sphaerodactylus townsendi, 844 nucleotides long. RefSeq names its product coiled-coil-helix-coiled-coil-helix domain containing 7 (gene CHCHD7). The record is from RefSeq and is a predicted model, not a curated record. Lineage: Eukaryota; Metazoa; Chordata; Lepidosauria; Squamata; Sphaerodactylidae. The transcript is spliced from 5 exons. The coding region runs from base 315 to 572 and encodes 85 amino acids.
CGAUUGGGCACGGGCCUUGUCAGUUUCUGUCGGGUGGCAGGACCUAUAACUGGGCUAGGCUGCGCCGCUUAUAAAGUAAGUGCCCGAGCCGUUGACGUCUUUCGAAUUGGAGACGAGUCUUGAGUCGGCGGGGCUGCUGGGCUCGUCGCGUCGAGAGUUUCUUGCUGGGAAAAGAAUUGAUCUUUCCUGGAACAUUGUUCUGUUGUUGCUGUUUACAUAUGUGAUAUUUGCACUCAGAAAAAGGAACAAAAGGACUCCAUGAAACUGUCGAAGCCGUCUUCUAGUUGCUGUCUAUAUUACAAAAAUACAGCUUCAUGUCCAGAAAACAACAACGAUUUCGAGACGAUGAUACCAAUCCCUGUAUAUUGGAAACCGAUGCUUCUAGAAAAUGCAUGGAUGAUAAUAACUACAAUAAGGAUAUGUGUACCAUCCAUUUUUUAAAAUACAAAAGCUGUAGAAAAUUUUGGCACGGGAUCAUGAUUCAGAGAAGACAGAGUGGAAUACAACCAGCUAUGCCUACAGCAGAAGAAAGAAUGGAAAUCCUGGAAUCUAUAGGAGGAAUACCAUAUUGAUAAACUAGUGCUACUGUUUUAAGAUGCUCAGUGGUUUUACUGUAAAUAAGAUAGUCUGGAAAGAAUAUUGAAAACUACCAUUCUCAAGUGAUAAGCUGUUGAUUUCCUAAAUUCUCCUAUAUACUGUCCUUCUGAACUAUAAUUUAGGCCAUUGCCUCUACAGAACGUUUAUAUUGCAGAUAAAGUGGAAAUGUGAAGCUUUGGCUUUAUCAAAAUGAAGGGAUUCAUUGCAUAUAGGAGAAACUUGGUAAUAAAUUCUGACCUUUUAAUAA